AUGACACCCGCCGGGCUGCGCUCGCGCCUGAUGCUCCUGCUCUGCUUCCUCUCCACGGCAGCGUGCAAUAUGUUUGCAUUCACCGACGAGCCCUCUGAGAGAGCCGGGAGAGGAGACGGGUACUGUAGUCGGAUAUUACGGGCUCAGGGCAAUCGGAAGGAGGGCAACAGUGAGUUUCGCCUCCGCGUUGAGGGAGACCCGGAGAGCUACCAGCCAGGGAGCACAUACAGAGUGACUGUGAUUGCAUCCAGCCCCGCCUACUUCAGAGGGUUCACCCUUAUUGCCCUGAGGGAGGGAGCAGAAGGAGACAGGGACAAGGACUACGCUGGCAAUUUCCAGAUAAUUGAUGAGGAGGAAACACAGUUCAUGACCAGCUGCCCCCCUGCAGUGACAGAGAGCACUCCUCGUAGACGCACCAGCAUCCAGGUGUUUUGGACUGCGCCCCCCAGUGGCUCUGGCUGUGUCACCAUUAAGGCAAGCAUUGUACAGAAGAGGAUAAUCCAUUUCCAAGAUGAAGGCUUACUCACCAAGCGAAUGUGUGAGAAAGAAUCCCUAUAUGGCGACGUUACAGAUAAACCUCUGCUUGACUGUUGUGCCUGUGGCACAGCAAAGUACAGAGUCACCUUCUUUGGGAACUGGUCAGAGAAGAUUCAUCCCAAAGACUAUCCACGUCGUGCCAAUCACUGGUCAGCCAUUAUUGGUGCCUCCCACUCUAAGAGCUAUGUGGUGUGGGAAUAUGGUAGCGUGUCUAGCGAUGGAGUGAAACAGGUGGCUGAGCUGGGUUCCCCUGUCAAAAUGGAGGAGGAGAUCAGACAGAAGGGUGAUGACGUCCUGACAGUCAUCAAAAUGAAAGCACAGUGGCCCGCCUGGCAACCACAUAAUGUGCGGGCCGCCCCCUCAGCUGAAUUCUCAGUGGACCGGAGUCGUCACCUCAUGUCCUUCCUGACCAUGUUGGGGCCCAGUCCAGACUGGAAUGUGGGUAUGUCUGCUGAGGACUUGUGUACUAAGGAGUGUGGUUGGGUCCAGAAGGUCGUCCAGGACCUGAUCCCCUGGGAUGCAGGCACUGACAGUGGGGUGACGUAUGAGUCUCCCAACAAGCCCAUGGUGCCCCAGGACAAGAUCCGUCCCCUGACCAGUCUGGAUCAUCCACAAAGCCCUUUCUAUGACCCUGAAGGGGGCGCCAUCACUCCAGUGGCCAGGGUGAUGGUGGAACGCAUUGCCAGAAAGGGCGAGCAGUGCAACAUUGUGCCGGACAAUGUGGAUGACAUCGUAGCAGAUAUUGGACAGGAGGAGAAAGAGGAAGAUGAUACCCCUGAGACGUGUAUUUACUCCAACUGGUCUCCGUGGUCUGCCUGCAGUUCGGCCACUUGUGAAAAGGGCAAACGGAUGAGACAGAGGAUGCUAAAGGCCCAGUUGGACCUUAGUGUGCCCUGCCCCCACACCCAGGAUUUUGAGCCUUGCAUGGGGCCUGGCUGCAGUGACGAGGAUGCUUCAACCUGCAUGUUGUCAGAGUGGAUCACCUGGUCUCCCUGUAGUUUGUCCUGCGGGACGGGCACACGUUCCCGGGAGCGUUAUGUGAAGCAGUUCCCUGAUAAUGGCUCCAUCUGCACUCUGUCCACAGAGGAGACAGAAGACUGCGUGGUCAACGAGGAGUGCUCUCCCAGCAGUUGUCUGGUUACAGAGUGGGGUGAAUGGGAUGUCUGCAGCGCCACUUGUGGUCCGGGCAUGAAGAGGAGAGAGCGCAUGGUGAAGAUGCCUCCUGCAGAUGGCUCCAUCUGUGGGGCAGAGGUGUUAGAAGUGGAAAAGUGCAUGAUGCCAGAAUGUCACACCAUCCCCUGCAUGCUGACUCCAUGGUCUGACUGGAGCGACUGCAGUGUGACUUGUGGAAAGGGGUCGAGGACACGACAGCGCAUGCUGAAGUCCCCCGUGGAGCUGGGAGAGUGUACAGAAGAGUUGGAACAGGUGGAGAAGUGCAUGCUACCAGAGUGUCCCAUAGACUGUGUCAUGUCAGAGUGGACCGAGUGGUCCGAGUGCAAUAAGUCCUGUGGGAAGGGUCAUACGAUCCGGACACGCAUAGUAAACCUUGAGUCUCAGUUUGGAGGAGACACGUGUCCCGAGACCAUCCAGAGGAAGAAGUGUAAGAUCAGGAAGUGCCACCGAGGACAAGCCAACAGUGACGAGAAGAAACGACGCAAGGAACAGCGUGAAAAGAGGAGGAGCAAACAGGGCAGAGCCGAAGUCGCCUCAGAGCAUCCAGGGUGUAAAAUGAGGCCAUGGUCCAAUUGGACAGACUGUACCAAGCGGUGUGGUGGAGGUAUUCAAGAACGACUCAUGACAGUUAAGCAGAGGUUUAAGACUGCCCAGCUGUCCAGCUGCAAGGACAGGAAGGAGAUCAGGGCUUGUAAUGUGCAACCCUGCUAG
Cyclopterus lumpus (lumpfish) is the source of this 2421-nucleotide messenger RNA. It is a transcript of the gene spon1a, whose product is annotated as spondin 1a. NCBI's taxonomy places the organism in Eukaryota, Metazoa, Chordata, Actinopteri, Perciformes, Cyclopteridae. The transcript has 16 exons. Bases 1 to 2421 code for a protein of 806 amino acids. Gene Ontology annotation, biological process: cell adhesion. Gene Ontology annotation, cellular component: extracellular matrix. The record is from RefSeq and is a predicted model, not a curated record.